AUGGUCACCGAAGGCCUGCCAGUCAAAUGCAGCACCUGCGAUGACCGUGGAAGCGUGCCUGACCUGAUCGCUGCCGUCACGGCCGCUGCAGCUGUGGUUGCCGGUCAGGCUGUGGGCUCUUCUUCUGCCUCAAAUGCAUCCUCUGCACAUGCAGCCGCAUCCACUGCUGUGGCCACGGCCAUCCAAAAUAUGAAGCUUGCCCCGCCUCGGCGUGGCUCUUCAAGCUCGGCUGCAAAGCCGGAACCUGAAAGUCGGGCAGAAAGUCAUCCCUCUUCGGCUGCCUCAUCAGUUCGCCGCAACGGCACGCCCAACCGCUCCACCCCUCGAUCGGUGACGUCAACAGCACCACCCUCUACUCCCGCAGAAGCGACCGCCGACUCCAGCAGCCACUUUCGAAAAACCUACGACGAUUCUGUGGCCAAGCGUGCUAUUCCUUGCGAUAACUGCGCGAUGACUCUCCCAUGCCGGAAACAGGAUCCCGCCAACGGUACUGAAGACUCUGGUGCUGCUGACUCGCGCAAGCCCACCCUGCGAACCCGUGUCCCAUGUGCGCGCAUUUAUGACGGGGCACCGAGCGAGAACUCCCACUUCCCACACUCAUCGCCCUCCGUAUCUUCGUCGUCGUCGGACACCGAAAGCGAAGAGCGACCUCCUUCCCGGUACUACAGCCAAGGCCGCCACCACCAACGGACUGGCACCAUGAACUCGGCUACUACGUCGAGGUCUAGUACCUCCUCUUCUGCCUCUCGGCUAAUCAACAGCCACACACACUUUAUCGACUACACAUCCACCCACGAGCCGACCACCGUCAACACAUACUACAUCAUCCGCGCCUCUUGUCUGCGCACCCUCACUCUCGAAACUCUUCCUCGCAGCUCUGUGUCGAGUGCUGCAGCUUCUGCCGGAGCCGGGCCUGCUGGCCACAUGGGGCAGCCGUCUCCGGCAAUGUCCCACUUUGCAUCCUCCCCGCACGGCGCUGCCAAUGCAGCAGCGGCAGCAGCUACGGCGAAUGGUGGUCCUCUGUUCUUCGGCGAUCCGACUGCUGGCUACACGACGGCGCAUGUCUUCCGUGUGUCUGACGUUCACGCACGCGGCCACAAGCGCGUGUAUGCCCUCAUCGCCUUGAGCACGUCUCGGGAGCGGUUGGCAAUGAAGGCAUUUGGCUUCGUGUCGGCGGCGUUUCACGAGCUCGCCACUUGGAUCCAGCAGCUGGCCGAUGCCGAGGCCGAACGUGUUGCUCCCCAGUCCGAGUCUGCCAAUGCCUCUUCGCGUUCUGGGACCAACACUCCCGCGGUGGGGGCUCACGUGACCGGCUAUCCUCUGGGUGCGCCGAACGCUCCGAUGUCUCCUCCGCCGACGCAGCCGUCGUCAGUAGUCAACGACAGCCCUGCAAGCCAAGGCAGCAGUUUUCUUGCUGCUGCGGGCAAUGGCUUGUCGCGAAGAAUGGGCCCAGGCUAUGCUGGCUUCGGUGGGCUGGGCAGCUCUUCAAUCUCGUCUCUCCGUGCGCGCGGGCUGCCCGAGAUCUUGGGCAAGCCUGACUUCUUCAUCGAGCUUCAUGCACGCUUUGUCACGCUUCUGCUGGAGCUUGGCAUGAUGCUGAGCGCAUAA
Grosmannia clavigera kw1407 is the source of this 1608-nucleotide messenger RNA. RefSeq lists its product as uncharacterized. Gene Ontology annotation, molecular function: GTPase activator activity. NCBI's taxonomy places the organism in Eukaryota, Fungi, Ascomycota, Sordariomycetes, Ophiostomatales, Ophiostomataceae. Gene Ontology annotation, biological process: positive regulation of GTPase activity; positive regulation of TORC1 signaling. The record is from RefSeq and is a predicted model, not a curated record. Bases 1 to 1608 code for a protein of 535 amino acids. The transcript has a single exon. Gene Ontology annotation, cellular component: cytosol.